AUGAGUAGGAUUCGCGUUAAUUCGUCUCCUGAAUUAGCUGCUUCUCAGCAUUAUGAUGAUUCUGCAUUAGAAGGAGUCGCAGCAAAUGUGAAGUUAUUGCUGAAACUAAUCCAAGAUCACAAGGAAGCUUGCAAUAAAGAGAAAAAGGAUGGGAGAAGAAUGUUAAGGGUGGCUACAAUGAUGACAAUUCUUGAUAAUGUUAGGACAAGAAUUCAGAAAUGUCAAUCAUUUGGUAAUAGGACUUCAGAAGCUGAGCUGAGGCCAUGCAACACGGAUCUUAGGCCUAACCAUGUUCCGAGGGACAAAAAGCAUGGGGAACCGAUAGCAGAUGAAAAAGAAAGGCUACGAAAAGAGUUAAAUGCGAGCUUGGCAGCACGAAAGAGCCUCGAGAUAAUGUGUUGUAGUUUGGGAAAAGAGAAAGAGAUUAUGGCCACAGAGCUUUCUAGAAAGGUACAUGAAUUGAAUGGAAUGGAAGAGCUUGUCAAUGAUUUCAAAGCACAAAAUGAGACAUUGUUGGAAAAGGUACAAGAAUGCGCGUUAGAACAUAAAGAAAGGGGAGGUGCCGGAGGAAAGCAAGGAACCAUAGCCCUCCAAGAACGUAAUAAAGUACUCUCGGAACAACUUUUGAGGUCGCUUGAUAGAUAUAAAUCCAUGAAGAGGAAACUAAAAGAAGCACAAGAAGAAUACGGGGGGAUGCGUUCAACUAUGGAUGAAAUGGGAACAAAAGUAAAAACGAGCCUUAACAGAGUCCGUAGCUUUAAAGAACGUGUGGCCUCAGGUAGCAAUCCACCCGUUGAUGUUCAAGAGGAAAUCAUUGCUUUGGAGCAUAUGUUUGAGUGCUUCGAAAUUAUGGUUGCAAAACACGAGCAAAAGAAAGGAGAAUGUCUUCAGACAAAAGGAGAGGUCAAUGCUCGUAAGCCUUCAGUUCUUGCAUGA
This is a messenger RNA of Fraxinus pennsylvanica, 936 nucleotides long. NCBI's taxonomy places the organism in Eukaryota, Viridiplantae, Streptophyta, Magnoliopsida, Lamiales, Oleaceae. The record is from the annotation of a GenBank genome assembly.